Messenger RNA from Phascolarctos cinereus (koala), 4398 nucleotides. RefSeq names its product gamma-aminobutyric acid type A receptor subunit alpha4 (gene GABRA4). NCBI's taxonomy places the organism in Eukaryota, Metazoa, Chordata, Mammalia, Diprotodontia, Phascolarctidae. Gene Ontology annotation, biological process: monoatomic ion transmembrane transport; chloride transport; gamma-aminobutyric acid signaling pathway. Gene Ontology annotation, molecular function: extracellular ligand-gated monoatomic ion channel activity; GABA-A receptor activity. The record is from RefSeq and is a predicted model, not a curated record. Gene Ontology annotation, cellular component: membrane.
CUGGGGGUUGGAGUGGGGUGGUUAAAGCAAUGGUGGGGGAGGGACAUAAAGGAUGGAAGGAAGCAAAGAAAUAUUGGUGGGGAGGGAAGGAGUACUGGUAAAGGAUUUAAGUUUUAUUAAAGCAGUUGUCUUCAACAUGAAUAGUAAAGCUCAAGCCUGGUUUGUAUUCACCUGAUCAGAGUCAUAGGUUGGGGUCCGUUCCGUGGAAUUUAACCCCUUUACCACAAGCUGGCUCUCCCUUCUCCCCAAAUUCUUGAAGACGGUAGAUCCGUAGUUUCUGCCCCUAAACCCUCUCAGUAGAUUUGGUUCUUUGGGGAUGAAGCGGAGGAGGGGGGAAAGUAGAAGGACCCCGCACCCCUUUUCUUACCCUGUGAAAGAGGAGUCGUCAAACAUCCUGCAUUUCAUUGGCAAAAUCAAAAUCCAUCCUUAGAGAGAAGAGGAUUAAUGGAGGCAUUUGCGAGACGAAAAACGUGAACAGGCUUAAAGUAUGGCAUGUUGCAAAGAUGGUUUCUACCAAGAAGGAGCCAGGAACCACGAUGUCCUCCGGGGUCAGUUUUACCCUCUUGCACUUCCUGUGCCUGGCGGCUUGUUUAAACGAACCCCCAGGAGAUAUCAUAAAGGAGGAGAAAUUGCGUCCAGAGAAUUUCACUCUCAUCCUGGACAGUUUACUCGAUGGUUAUGACAACAGACUGCGUCCUGGAUUUGGGGGUCCUGUUACAGAAGUGAAAACUGACAUAUAUGUCACCAGCUUUGGGCCUGUUUCUGAUGUGGAAAUGGAAUACACAAUGGAUGUCUUCUUUCGGCAAACAUGGAUUGACAAAAGACUGAAAUAUGAUGGCCCCAUUGAAAUUUUAAGGCUGAACAAUAUGAUGGUAACUAAAGUGUGGACACCUGAUACUUUCUUCAGGAAUGGGAAAAAAUCUGUCUCCCAUAAUAUGACAGCCCCAAACAAGCUCUUUAGAAUUAUGAGAAAUGGCACCAUUUUAUACACAAUGAGGCUUACCAUAAGUGCAGAGUGCCCCAUGAGAUUAGUGGAUUUCCCCAUGGAUGGUCAUGCAUGUCCCUUGAAAUUUGGGAGUUAUGCUUACCCAAAGAGUGAGAUGAUCUAUACCUGGACAAAAGGUCCUGAGAAGUCUGUGGAAGUUCCAAAAGAGUCUUCCAGUUUAGUUCAGUAUGACCUGGUUGGGCAAACAGUCAGUGAAACCAUCAAAUCUAUUACAGGUGAAUACAUUGUUAUGACAGUUUACUUUCAUCUCAGAAGGAAAAUGGGUUAUUUCAUGAUUCAGACAUAUAUCCCAUGCAUCAUGACUGUGAUUCUUUCUCAAGUUUCUUUCUGGAUAAAUAAAGAAUCUGUUCCAGCUAGAACUGUGUUUGGAAUAACUACUGUUCUGACAAUGACAACUCUGAGCAUCAGUGCCAGACAUUCCUUGCCAAAAGUGUCCUAUGCCACUGCCAUGGAUUGGUUCAUAGCUGUGUGCUUUGCCUUUGUGUUCUCUGCUCUCAUCGAGUUUGCUGCGGUCAACUAUUUUACUAAUGUCCAAAUGGAAAAAGCCAAAAGGAAGCCAUCAAAAUCUCAGCAGGAACUUUCUGCCCCUUCAGUUCAGAAAGAAAAGUGUUCUGAUGAACCACUUCAGAAUACAGAUGCCAAUUCAAAUGUGAGAAAAAGAACCAAUGUACCAGUUCAAUCUGAUGCUGAUGUUGGCAACAGGACCGAGACCGGAAACGCGUCAAUGGGGAGUUCUGCAGAAGCUCAGGGGCCUUCUGGCACCACACCACAAUCCUAUCUGGCUUCCAGUCCCAACCCAUUCAGUCGGGCAAAUGCAGCUGAGACAAUCUCUGCUGCUCGAGCACCUCCUCGAGCACCUCCAUCCACUCCUAUUUUAACUGGGUAUGUGUCCCAGCUGGUCUCCACUGUCUCUCCAGCGAGGCGUCAUCUCUUUGGAUCGAGACUGAAACAGAUCCAAACCAAGGUCAAUACUUUUGGAUCUUCUGGAAAAUCGUCGGCUGUCACGCCUCCCCCUGCGCCCCCACCUUUAGGCUCUGGCACGAGUAAAAUAGACAAAUAUGCCCGGAUUCUCUUCCCUGUCACAUUUGGAGCAUUUAACAUGGUCUACUGGGUAGUCUACUUAUCUAAGGACCCUAUGAAGAAAUCAGAAAGUUUAAUGUAGUGGUGUUUUUGUUUUGUUUUGUUUUGUUUUUUGCUGCUAUGUAGUAGUUUCCUUAACAAUAAUGCACUUAGUGCAGGGUACCUUUUAAACUUUUUUUUUAAAGCAAAACCAAUCCUUUCUCCUGAAAUCAAAGCUUUGUAUAUGUUCUUUAAUGUUAUAUAUGUAUAUAUAUAUACAUAUAUAUAUAUAUUUAUGCAUAUGUCAUAUAUAUGUAUGUGUCAAUUACCAAGAGAAUGAACUCAGUUAAAAAAUAAUAAUUUCUUCCCCUCCCCAAAAUGGCAAUAUAAAUAGAAGAAACUUACAUUAAAUUUAGAAGAAAAUCAGAACUUAUUUGUCCAGAAGCCCCCAUGGGGAAGUUUGGACAAGGGGCACUGGGCUGUUGUGGUUCACUGAAAUUUGAAAAUGGGCAUUGGCAUUUUAGAAAUAUUCGUAGUGAAUAUCAACAGCUUCCUGAGUUUCUAGUGGCACUCCCCUUAACCAGAAAUGUAUAUGUGAUAUCACAUGCAAUGACCUUUCAGAAUCUUCUUAGUGCCUGUGAAAAAAGGAUUUCUCCUAUUAGACCAAUGAAGGGGAAAAAAAAAUACUGAGCAGCUGAAGCAAAUUCCCAAUGCAUUGAUGAAGCAGUGCAUAUGGUAGAAAAACAACGUUUACUACUCAUUUGGAGCAGCCGUGACCUGAUUGCACCAGCCAGGAAAAUUCUUGUUUUGGUGCUCCAGUGAAUCUACAGUCUCAUCAAUGUGGGUAUUUCCUCCACUGAUGUAGAUCCCAGCCCAUCCAUACCUGCCAUGAAUAAAAAUAUAGCACAUUUGUAAGGAAAAUCAUUUCUUCUAAAAAGAGCACACCUUUAAACUCAUACAGGCAAUGAAUGUAUUGCCCUAUCACCAUCUUACUACAAUUAGCAUGAAGAAUUGAUUUCUAAGAAGAGAAAUACUUGAAUUUUCCAAAUGAAGUAAAUGUCCUUACUAUAGCAUGACUUUAGCAUCUGGUUCCCCCACAGUUGAAUUCUCAGGUAGUAAUCGAGUAUAUCUCUUUUUAAUCAGUGUGGGUAACUGCCAGGAUGGAAGUUCUUUCCACCAAUCGUCUACAAGUAGAUCCAACGUGGUUUCAUAGACAGCUAUCUGGGAGCACAGAGAAGUUACGUGACUUUCCCAUGACAGCUAGGAUGUGUCAGAAACAGAACUUAUAUCCUGGGAUUUCUGAUUCCAAGGUUCCAUUUACAAUGCCACACUGACUCUUUCUAGAAGAUAAACUGAUUUUAGACUGUGCAGAUGUUAAGAUGACAUAAAUACGGGAGUAGCUUUUGCAGUUGGCACCUAAAAAAUAACAAAACAUGGAAAGAUAGAUUGCCCUGGGUUGCACUAUUGGUAUAAAUGUACCACAUACUGUAGUGAUACUGAAUGUCAGAUCUGGAUACUAUGACACUUGAAAAAUCAUAUGCACUCAGUCAAAUUUUUCUUUGCACCCAAGGCCUUAUACAAGGUGACUGAAUUUUGUGAGGUGUGAGCUAAUAGAAAGACAGGGCUAAAAUAUGUAAUAAGUCACAUGUUUCAGGGCCUUCUCUUGGGUCCACUUCCUUACAUGGGUUGGCAAAAGCUAGUAAGAGUCCUGACAGAAGUCUGUACUCUUGGAGAGAUUUGAUAAUUUUGAUGAUGUCUUUGAACUUACAAAAUCCUGAAGGAAUGUGGGCAAAAUAGCAAUUCAAAGGCAUUGGGUAGGAUUUAAUUUACUCAUUUAGGAAGUUUUAAAAAAUUUUUAGCAGAGAAACCUUUUUCCUUUUUAGAAGGUAGACUUGACAACUUAGAAUAAUGUCUCCCAUAUGAAUCAUGGGGCUUAGUCCAUGCCUGGCUUUGUACCUCUUUGCUACUCUCCUCUUCUCUCCUAUGAAAUCACUCAAAAGCAUGGGAACAGAGUUUUCCUCAAAGUAUAUAGGAAUGUUCUGCUGGUAGGAACCUCCACAAAAUUAGAUUGGUAAUUUCUUGGCCCAAAAGCCACUGCCGUUGCCUUUUCAAGUCUUACUUAUAACUUGUACUUCAAGGAGAUCUUAAUUUUGGACCAUUACUGAAAAGGACAAAUAUAGAACAUCUACUAUGUAAGGGAGUCAGAAUGAUGGAACAUUUAUCCUGGAACACUUUUCUAGGUGAUGUAUAGCUGGGAUAACUAGAGAAAUGUGAAUUACAGGUUUUUCAUCCAACGUUAUUCACAACAGCACACAAUAAAUGAUCAAAUAAUA